CCUGAGGUGGGAGGCCGCAGGUGGUGCAGCAGUAAUAGUAGGAAUUGGGGAGUAGUAGUAGUCCAUCAAGAGGAAGAGGAAGAAGAAGUUCAUCAUCAUCAACAACCAGAACCACUGAUGACGACGACGGUGACAUCAGCUGCGGCUACUACUACUAAUAGCAGCAGCAAGUACUGUUUAAAACACAAAAUCUCUUCUCACCCUCUUUACCCUAAGCUCCUCCAAGCUUACAUCGAUUUCUACAAGGUUGGAGCCCCAGCUGAAGAGAUGGAUGGUAUUCUCAAUGAAAAAGAUGUUAGUAGGGGAACAACAAGUUUCUCCUCCGAUCCCGAGCUGGAUGAGUUCAUGGAAACUUAUUGUGAUGUAUUAGUGAAAUACAAGUGUUGUGUUGAAAGGCCAUUCGUUGAAGCAAAUGAGUUCAUCAGCAAUAUGCAAACCCAACUCCACAACCUUUGCAGCGCUACAACCCACAACAUCAUCUCAGGCGGGGCUGAUAAGACGAUGCCAAUAUCAUCAUCAAGUAGUAUUGGGGAUCACGAAAUUAAGGAGAGACUAAUGCGGGAGUAUGGAGAAUAUAUGAGUUCCCUAAAGCAAGAAUUUUCGCAGUGGAAGAAGAAUGGAAAACUCUCUCAGCAUGCAAGAGAGGCAUUGCUGAAUUGGUGGUCUGCUCAUUACAAUUGGCCUUACCCAACGGAAGCAGAGAAGGUUGUUUUGGCAGCAUCAACAGGAUUGGAUAGAAAACAAAUUAACAACUGGUUCAUCAACCAAAGGAAACGCCACUGGAAGCCUUCAAAAAAUAUGCACUUUAACUUGCUUUUCUAGCUGCGCUACACCGGACCUUCUAUAUGAAAACGUAUUUUUAUCACAUGAUGAUAUGAUGUUGCUAUCCAAAAAUAAGAAAGAAGCUAAGAGCUGAGGAUUGUAAUAAACUUCAAUUCGUAUGAAAUGAUUUAAUUUGUUAGGAA
This is a messenger RNA of Ipomoea nil (Japanese morning glory), 965 nucleotides long. Its product is annotated as homeobox protein knotted-1-like 2. The record is from RefSeq and is a predicted model, not a curated record. Bases 118 to 822 code for a protein of 234 amino acids. The transcript has 5 exons. Gene Ontology annotation, molecular function: DNA-binding transcription factor activity, RNA polymerase II-specific; DNA binding. Lineage: Eukaryota; Viridiplantae; Streptophyta; Magnoliopsida; Solanales; Convolvulaceae. Gene Ontology annotation, cellular component: nucleus. Gene Ontology annotation, biological process: regulation of DNA-templated transcription.